UGUUAUUUGUUGUGUUUGGGUGUUCAGUGUGAGCUGUUAGCUGAAAGAAUGCUAAUUCCAGUUAAUUUUGGGGAAAUUGCUGCAGAUGUAACCGUUGGGUGUUUGUCAUUGACCACAAAACUAUAUACAUCUUUGACUGUACAUCUGUGGCCCUACCUUUCUCUACCAAUACAAAAGUAUAACCUGAUCACCUGUCUCCUCAUUAUUGGUGCUCUGACCGGCACUCAGAAGGGUUUACUCCUCCAUUACUGUAAUCAAACCUAACAGUCCAAAAGCCUCUCCAACAAAAUUGGUCCUUCGAGCUGGAGUGAGUGUUCCCAUCUGACAUUAUGGACUCUGAUGAGGAGAUUAUUGGAGGAGCUCGCCCUAAGCGCCAUACUCGUCCUCCAGCUUACCUCAAGCAGUAUGAGGUACAAUAUACACGAGGUAGACCUGUCACAGAGCAUGAUAUUGCACGCACCUGGGAGGCACCUGUCCACCGGACUCCUCCCACAUCCUUCCAGCCUUACACCACUCCACCUGGUGGUGACCUGGCAGUUGAUUUCACUACCUCCGCACACGACAGUGAGCUACAGCAUCUUCGCAGUGAGCAUGUACAACUAAUGCAGACACAUCAGGCCUUCCAGGCAGACCUGAGGGAGUUGAGAGAAGUCCGUGCGGAAGUCAGAGAAUUAGUUCAAGUAGCUCAGUCCCUUCGAGCUGACCUCAGUCAAGCCAGAGGCCAGAACCUCUCACCAGCACAGCCAUCAGCGUCACAGUUAUCCAGUCCACCUGUGAAGCAGUAUGAAUCCACAACUGUAGCGGAGGAUGGAAACUUCGCUGAGCUUCCCCCACCGCCAUAGCCUGAACCUGAUGUUGACCUGAGGAUACGGAUGGGCAACCUCACGCUGUCUGACAUGGGCGCUACUACUUACCAGCCUGUGGUGCCAGGGCCUAGAAAAUAUCCUUUUGCUUUCCCAGCUACACAAGCACACCCUCAUCAGCUUUAUGGUCCUGAUGCUUGUGGAUUUCCUCCUCCUCCUACACCUAAAGAGCUUCAGGAGUUGCUAACACCUGCGGCCAUGCCCUUGCCUGCCCACCACAUGACAGUGCCCAUUUCCCCACGAUUCAGUGCGGUGCCAGCUUAUUCAAGUCCUCCAGCCUUAGCACCGAAGACAGAGCCCAAUCUACAACCUGUAGCACCUUAUACUGGGUCUGAAUUCGUGUACAGAGGACCUGCUCCUACGAUCCCUAAGUUCAGUCGUCCUGAUCCGGGUGAGUUCGCUCGACUCCGGAUAGCUUUGGAGAACUUGCUCCCUCCGGACGGGACUGAACUUUUUAAAUACCAGAUCUUAGUGGAUCACCUUAAGCUUGAGGAAGCCAGAAUGAUAGCAGAUGCUUACUUGAACUCACCAACUCCAUUCACUGAUACAAUGGCCGCGCUCCAUGAGAAAUUCGGCCAACCGCAUCAGUUAGCCUUAAGGAGAAUUGCUAUUGUCCUUGAGAGUCCUGACAUAAAACGAGGUGAUAUCUCUGCCUUCCAGAGGUUCGCUCUCCAGGUGCAGUCACUAGUGGGCCUACUGAGAACCCUGGGACGUGAUGGUGAAUUGGAGCUGAGUUGUGGGUCCUAUGUCGCACGACUGCUAAGUAAGCUUCCCCCUGAGCAGCGUGCUGAGUUUCGUCGACAUAUGUUCCGCCAACCUGGUACAGCCCCUAAUCUGGUUGACCUUUCGAACUGGCUCCGUUAUGAAACCUGGUGCCACAGUUAUGAUGCUGAGCCGAUGUCUAAGAUCUCGCACAGUAAGUCAGACUCUGGGAAGAGAACUGUGACCGUCCUGCAUGGUGUUGGAGAAUCCCAGAGUGAAACUUCCAUCCCUCGGAAGGGUCCUGUUUCACAAACCAAGCCGGUUAAAGUGAAACGUUAUUGUCCUUUCUGUGACAAGACCGAGCAUUACCUGAGCCAGUGUGCAUCCUUUGCUAAGCUUACCUCCGAUCAGGUCAGGACAUGGAUUCGUAGCAACAACCGUUGUUGGCGCUGCGCCAGGGCACACCAUGCCGCUCAAUGUGACCUAAAGAAUCCCUGCAACAUCUGUCAAGGCACCCAUCUCCGCCCGCUCCAUGAGGUGAAUGUGAAUCCAUCCCACAAAGAGGAUUCAGCCAAUGUGGAGAAGAGCUGCCUGACAAAUUCCUCUCCCUAUCGUUUCUUCCUUGAUAAACCCUCUGUCGGAGGACGAGUUAUGCUCAAAGUGGUUCCUGUGAAUUUACAUUAUGAAGAUCGCACCCUGGACACCUAUGCUCUUCUUGAUGACGGCUCAGAGAGGACUAUUCUCCUCUCCACUGCAGUUAAGGCCCUGGGCAUUCGGGGUGUCCCUGAAGAUCUUCCUUUGUGGACAGUGAGGGAUGAUAUUCAGGUCCUUCAUGAUUGCUCAAUAUCCUUUCAGAUAUCUCCCCUCUGUAAACCUCAGACCUGUUAUAAAAUCAAUCAUGCCUUUACUGCAGACCGUCUGUACUUGUCACGCCAGUCUUACCCUGUAGAACAACUACAACAGAAGUAUAGACAUUUGCGGGGUCUCCCAAUCCGUACACUUACGGAUAGCCAACCUUUACUUCUCAUUGGUUCUGAUCAGCCCCACCUCAUAACUCCGACAGAGCCUGUUCGAUGGGGCGGCCCGGGCGCGCCAGCCGCAGUUCACACACGCCUAGGAUGGACCCUAUAGGGACCC
Molecule: messenger RNA, 2702 nt
Organism: Megalobrama amblycephala (Wuchang bream)
Lineage: Eukaryota; Metazoa; Chordata; Actinopteri; Cypriniformes; Xenocyprididae
Exons: 3
Coding region: 873-2696 (607 amino acids)
Source: RefSeq, a predicted model, not a curated record